Messenger RNA from Cinclus cinclus, 3991 nucleotides. RefSeq names its product SURP and G-patch domain containing 1 (gene SUGP1). Gene Ontology annotation, biological process: RNA processing. Gene Ontology annotation, cellular component: nucleoplasm. The record is from RefSeq and is a predicted model, not a curated record. Gene Ontology annotation, molecular function: RNA binding. Bases 1 to 2220 code for a protein of 739 amino acids. The transcript is spliced from 14 exons. Lineage: Eukaryota; Metazoa; Chordata; Aves; Passeriformes; Cinclidae.
AUGGACAACCACAGGGAUGCGCCAGGGAAGGCGAGCCGGUGGUUCGGCGUGUCCCAAUCCAAGUCGGCCAAGACGAGUGUGAACAUCUUGCAGCAGGAGGAGCUGAUCGCCCAGAAAAAACGGGAAAUCGAGGCCAGGCUGGAGCAGCAGGCGCGGCAGAAUUCCCUGAGCAUCCCGCAGCUCCCGCUGCUCGGAGAUGAUGAUGGCUCCGAGAGCGAGGCCUCUGUGUCCAACAAGUUUGUGAACGAUGGGAGCUUCCUGCAGCAAUUCCUGAAGCUCCAGAAGGAAAAAUCCAAUGCUGAAACUGCCCCAAAUGCCCCCAACAGCUCUGGGAGUGCCCCAGCCCCACAGGCCGGGAAGAAGCCGGCGCUGCUGGGGAAGCGGCCGGGCCAGGCCCUGAGCCGAAUGCUCCAGGCCCGGAGCCUCUCCCAUCCCAAACCCAGCCCUGUCCUGAGCCGCCUCAGCGUCUUCCAGGCCCCAGAUGAGGAUGAGGAGGAGGAUUAUGAGCAAUGGUUGGAAAUCAAAGUUUUGCCCCCAGAGGACUCGGAGACACGGCAGGUGGUGGAAAAGCUGGCCAGGUUCGUGGCUGAGGGCGGCCCCGAGCUCGAGAAGGUCGCCAUGGAGGACUACAAGGAUAAUCCUGCUUUUUCGUUUUUGCAUGAUAAGAACAGCAGGGAAUUCCUUUACUACAGAAAGAAAGUGGCAGAAAUAAGGAAAGAAAAUCAAAAUUCCCAGGCAGCCUCUUCCCAAAAAGUUUCCCCCCCAGCCGACCAGGAGACGCGGAACUCUGCGGAGAAGCUGGCGCAGUUCGUGGCUGCUGGGGGGCCUGAGGUGGAGGCCAUUGCCCUGCAGAACAACAGGGAGAACCCUGCCUUCAGGUUCCUGUACGAGCCCCACAGCAAAGGGCACCGCUACUACCGCCAGAAGCUCGAGGAGUUCCGCAGGGCCCGGGGCACCGCCCCUUUUCCCGGGAAUCCCCCUUUUCCCGGGAAUCCCCCUUUUCCCGGGAAUCCCCCUUUUCCCGGGAAUCCCCCUUUUCCCGGAGAACCCGGCCUCAAACGGAAAAGCAGCCCCGAGGCCUCUCCCUCCCCUCUGUGCUUCCCUCCUCAUCCCCUUCCCUCCCCUCUCCCUCUCCCCGUUCCCAUCCCUCCUCCUCCUCCUCCUCCAGCCCUUCCCGUUAUUCCCGCCGCUCUCCCCAUUCCCUCGGCCUCUCCUUCCCCAUCCUCAUCCUCCACCUCCCCUCCGGAUCAACCAGCCUCAAAUCCCACCCCAAUCCCAAAUCCCACCCCAAUCCCAAAUCCAGCCGCGGCCCCCAAUCCCUCGGGGCUCCCCAAUCCCUCGGGGCUCCCCAAUCCCUCGGGGCUCCCCAAUCCCUCGGGGCUCCCCAAUCCCUCGGGGCUCCCCAAUCCCGGCCCGGGCAGCUCCAAGAAGAAGAGGAAGAGCCGCUGGGGGCCGGAGGAGGAGAAGGUGGAGCUGCCCCUGGCACAGCUGGCGCAGCAGCUGGAUUCCCCCUCGGCCCUCUCGGUUCAGGACCUGAAGGGUCUGGGAUAUGAGAAGGGCAAACCUGUGGGAUUGGUGGGAGUCACGGAGCUCUCCGAGGCCCAGAAGAAGCAGCUGAAGGAGCAGCAGGAGAUGCAGCAGAUGUACGACAUGAUCAUGAAGCACAAGCGGGCGAUGCAGGAGAUGCAGCUGCUGUGGGAGCGGGCGCUGCAGCAGCACCAGCACGGCUACGACAGCGACGAGGAGGUGGACAGCGAGCUGGGGACCUGGGAGCACCGCCUGCGGCGCAUGGAGAUGGACAAAACCCGGGAGUGGGCGGAGCAGCUGACCCAGAUGGGCCGAGGGAAACAUUUCAUCGGGGAUUUCCUCCCUCCUGACGAGCUGGAAAAAUUCAUGGAAACCUUCAAGGCACUCAAGGAGGGCCGGGAGCCGGAUUAUUCCGAGUACAAGGAAUUCAAGCUGACAGUGGAAAACAUCGGAUACCAAAUGCUGAUGAAAAUGGGAUGGAAGGAAGGAGAGGGAUUGGGAUCCGAUGGACAGGGAAUUAAAAAUCCUGUCAGCAAGGGCACCACGGCCACGGACGGGGCGGGAUUCGGGAUCGAGCGCCCGGCGGAGCUGACCAAGGAGGACGACGAGUACGAGGCCUUCCGGAAACGCAUGAUGCUGGCAUACCGCUUCCGGCCCAAUCCGCUGAACAACCCACGGCGACCUUACUACUGAGGAGGGCUUUUCCCGACAGAUUUCCUGGGAAUUCUUAUCCCAAACUUCAUUAUCCAUCUCUCUUUUUUUUUUUUUUUUUUUUUUUCCCCCCGAUGUUAUCCAGCUUUUUUUGGGGAAUCACAGCUCCUCCUUCCCCCAUGGAAAAGCUUUCCCAGCUUUUUUUUUUUUGUUUUGGGACACACAUGGAGGGUUUGGAACAGCCCCAAAAAUCCCCCAGGAGACUCCAAUUCCAAGGAAUUUGGGAUUUUUGGCAAUGGCAGAUCUUGUGCUGCUCCAGGAGUGGGGGAGGGUGGGGGAUUUUAUUCCUUGAUUUUUAUCUUGGAAUCUCAGGUCCAAGAGAUUUUAAGGAAUUUGGGGAACCAGUGCCUCCAGUUUUGCCUCUGGAUGAGCGGAUCUGGCACAGAUCCAUUGGGAAUUCCAGGAUUUGAAGGAUCCAGGGGGGAAUUUAUUCCCUUCCCUGGGAUUUUGCCAACACCUCCUGUGCUUUGGGAUGACGAAGACCCAAAAUUCCAAAGCCACACUUUUGGAAAAAAUCCAACCAAAAAAAAAAAUAAUAAUAAUAAUAAUUCCAGCACCGCGCUUUGGAAAAAUCCUGUUGGAUUUUAUUGUCCUAAAAAGAUAAAAAACAAAAAAACAACAAAAAAAACUUCUGGAAAUACGAAUUUUCUUCACAGAGUUCUGUAAAUAAAAUCAAACUUGUUUGUUCCUUAGGUUUAAUCCUUGGGAUUUGUUUGGGAAGAGAGGGAUAAUUUUUUAUUUUUUUUAGGGUGGGAGUCUGCCCUGGUGCUUGUUUUUUUUUCCAAGGAUUUUCAGGGAAAAAAAACCUGGAUUUUGUUCCUUUUUUUUUUUUUUUUUUUUUUUUUUGGAUGCUUGAUAUGAUUCUUUGUUAAUUUUUUUAAUUGCAGACUCAAGCGUUAUUCCAAAAUGGGGGAUGGGGAGGUGGUUUAUCCGGGAAUUUUGGGAAAAUUGGGAAAUGCUGAUAGAAAGCCUGGCAGCUCUCCAGGUAUUGAGGUCACUCCUGGAUCCACCUUUUCCCAGGAAUUCCUAACCCGGAGCUCCCCAGGAUUUAAGGAAGGGAUUUUUGGGAGCAUGGAGAAGUUUGGAAAAUCGCUUUUAUUCCUGGGGAUUCUGGAAUAAAGAAUUUCCUUUUUCCCCCCAUUUUAUUUUAUUUUUAUUUUUGUUUUGUUUUUCCCCGGCUGGAGCAUUCCCUGUUCCCAUUCCCGGGCGUGUCCCGGCUGCUCCCAGAGGGACAAUCCCAGGGCAAAAUCCAGCCGGGAAAAUUCCUCAGGAACGGGAAAGGGCCAAAGGUUGUCCGGGAUCGCAUUUCCCAGGGAUUCGGGAUUCCGGGAAAAGGCGGAGCGGCCGCCCCGGGGAAUUUUGAAUUCCUCUGGAAUAUUUUUCAACCCAUUCCCAACCCUGGGAAUGCCGAGUUUCCUUCAAUGCUCCCUAAAAUCCGGGAUAAAGUUCGGGAAUUCCCAGUUUCCAGUGGGAUGCGGAGCCUUCGAUCCUCACUGAAAUCCGGGCUAAAGGCUCGGGAAUCUCGGGCUCUAAGGAAUUUCGGGAAUUCCGAGCUCCCGGCGGGAUGCGAGACCUUGGGAGUGCGGCCGCUCCCGAUCCUUUCAAUCCCUCCCUAAAAUCCGGGAUAUAAAAGUUCGGGAAUCUCGGGAUUGAAGGAAUUUUGGGGGUCCCGAGUUUCCAGCGGAAUGUGGGGGGCGCUCGGAGCGGCCGCUCCCGAUCCCUCUUUGCCUUCGUGUCCCCCUGUCUGUCCCUG